AAGUCUCCAAGCAAAAAAUAUUGCUACGAUAAAACAUUCCUUUUUUUACGCUUCAUAGUAAAUGCAACAAAGAAGCGUGAAACAUUUUAUACGCCGUAUGCCUAUCGUAUGUCUAAGUCACAGAACGGAAACUGUACAUUUAGAUCUCCGCCCUCAGUUUUUCGUCCGGUGUUCGGUCGUCGUCGCGAUCGCGAUCGCGACGCGUAAUUGUAAUAUGUAAUCGCGACUCUAUUUCAAGCGAAGACGACCUCUCGUCGCUGCCGAAGCUAAAAUAACGCGGCCGAUCAACCAACAGCGAUUGGUUUCCCAAGGUUACGCUAUCCGCCUGAAACCCAUCGUCCAUCGCUUAUCGAUCCCCGUGCCGUCGACGAAAACUUCAGGGAAAUGCCGCGGUCCAAGGUCUAACCCUGAACAGCGAAAGCGAGAGGAGAACGCGCGAUCCGAAGAAGCAACGAUCCAACUCCGACGAGAUCCCCUUCGAAGGUCGCCCCGCUCGUUCUCCGCUCCAUGUCGCUCGCAAGCCUGGACACUCGCAGCGAUGGGCAGUCGUUCGAAGAGGAAGAGCCCGAACCUGUCGCAGGUUAACAACCCCGAGGAGUCGGCGUCGCUCGGAACCAGAGAGGCUGCGCCGGAAACGAACGAGCAAUACCUCUUUCUUUUGGAGUUCUUGGUGCACCAUGUGACCGGUGACCGCCUGGCGAAGCUGAACCAAAUGUUCUUCGUCCCCACGACCAUCACCGCGAGCUUCCUGAACUUCUCGAGCGAGGAGGCCAUCGAGAUAACGCCGGUGGAUCCUCUGUUCGAGCCGCAAGCGGGCGUAGCCGACGACGUCGAGUACUUUUACUCGGGACGGUCCGUUCUGUUCGCCAUCGAUCACCGUACCGUCCUGAACAAGCUCCUCGACUUCACGGUGUCGCUUCUCGUCGAGAAGAAGAUGCCGGCGGGGCUGAAGCCGGACGUUCCGAUCGGCGAGGGCGAGCUGAACAUGAGCAAGCACUUCGCGGCCCUCAGAAAGGAGAUGCUGCAGUGCUGGCACAGGAUGGCGCCGCCCCCGAAGUGCUUCGAGGGCGAGGUGCCCUUGGUGUACAAGGGCGACGAGGUCGGCGCCGUCUGCAUCUUCGUCAGGAUAUCCGCAUUCGGGCAGACCAUCGUCACGGAGUUCGAAGCGCCGCCCGACAUGGACGUGGACGCCUACGUGUUCAAGGGCGACGAGGUGGACCGGAAGUCGGUCGGCUACAGGUGCCGCGUGAUCGACUCGAAGGACGCGGACGUCGGCAAGGAUUCGGCGGAGGACCUGACCGAGGGCCGAGGAGGAGCUUGCUCGCCUUGUCGGGUCUGCGCGAAGGAGGAGCACCCGUGCACGCCCUGCGGGAACCCCGACGGCGCGACCUUGAAGCCGGACGCGAGCCAGAGGCAGCUCGGCGGAUCGGACGGAUUCGGGCACGGCUAUCCGACCACGGUGUCGAAGUCGCGAUCGAGACCCGAGAGCUGCGACGAGGCGCGCAAGACCGGCCUGAUCCAAUCCAGCCGCGGUCCGGCGCAACCGUGCGGAAAGGCGGUCGUUCUCAAGGUAUCCGGCGUGCUGGACACCGGCAGGGACGAGAAACCGACGGUCACCGUGACCUCCGAGUCCGACCGAGCCGACCAGCAGGACCGUUCCGAUCCCAGCCACGACGUCUUCGUGCUCAGGAUCGGCAAGAAGGGCAUAGUGGGAGCCGGCGAGAAGUCGGACAUACAGUUGGAGAUGAGAACCCCGAAGGGCGUCGAGAAGGGACCGCCCGUCAGGAUGGAGACCAGAGAGAUGCAGACGGACGAGGACAAAAAGAAGAAGAAAAGCAAGAAGAAGAAGAAGCCGAAGAAGGAUUACUGAACGAUCGAGCUCGAGGAUGUUGCGUUAUUUUUUCUGAUUUUCUGUGUAGCCGAGAAUGAAUAAAGCGAUCUUGGAUCUA
This is a messenger RNA of Megalopta genalis, 1949 nucleotides long. RefSeq lists its product as uncharacterized. The record is from RefSeq and is a predicted model, not a curated record. NCBI's taxonomy places the organism in Eukaryota, Metazoa, Arthropoda, Insecta, Hymenoptera, Halictidae.